This is a messenger RNA of Trichomonas vaginalis G3, 486 nucleotides long. RefSeq lists its product as uncharacterized. The transcript has a single exon. Bases 1 to 486 code for a protein of 161 amino acids. The record is from RefSeq and is a predicted model, not a curated record. Lineage: Eukaryota; Parabasalia; Trichomonadida; Trichomonadidae.
AUGCUUCAAGUAAUUAAAGGUGGUCAUCGAGAUGUUGCCACUUACAAAAAUGUGAAGUUUACAACAUCAGUUCAAGCCAUAUCAACUAAGUACUUAUCAAUUGUUUGGAAUGUCAAAAAUAAUGACGUAGAUCCUCAUUAUAUCUAUUUAACCGCAUUUGCAGACAUUCAGAUUGCAGAAAAUGAUAGAGCAGAUGUUUAUAGGUACCCAAAUAAUAGUAGAACAGAUAGUAGAGGCAUUACAAUGAAAGAUCCCAGAACAAAUAACACAUUAACACUUGUUGUUCGUGAUGGUUACAACGUGGAGAAUGUGGAUGCAUAUUGGUUUGGACUUUGGGAAUCUCUGGUAUAUCACGAAUGGGAUUCAACAAAUAUUACUGAGUUUAAAGAACAAGAUUCUUUUCGCCUGAAGAGAAAUUUUAAGGAAAAUAUUAAGUUGUGCAAUUUGCAUUUAUCUCUUUAUGUGAUGCAUAUUUUCACGAUCUGA